Molecule: messenger RNA, 297 nt
Organism: Ostertagia ostertagi
Lineage: Eukaryota; Metazoa; Nematoda; Chromadorea; Rhabditida; Trichostrongylidae
Source: the annotation of a GenBank genome assembly
AUGCCAUUCGCAAUUCAGGGCUGGAAACUGUUGGCGAUGGCGAUUCCACUUUUCGUCCCGACGCAAUACUCUCUUCUUUGGUUACUCAAAAAGCACGUCGCUCGAUGGUGUAUGAAGACAGGUGAUGAGUCGAAUAUGGCCGAGUAUUGUCAGCGAGCGCUUGAACGGGUUCUGCGAGUGGGAUGCCGAGAAGCUGGCCCAAGUCGACUUGAGACCACUUCGGUUCUCACCAGAGAUCCAACCAGUACCAAGUUCCCUCAUUCGAUCUCGGUUCGACUGCCAAACGGACAGUAUCAG